Molecule: messenger RNA, 242 nt
Organism: Paraglomus occultum
Lineage: Eukaryota; Fungi; Glomeromycota; Glomeromycetes; Paraglomerales; Paraglomeraceae
Source: the annotation of a GenBank genome assembly
UGUACGUCGCACAGAGACCAACUCACUCGUCAAGACUACACAAAAGAGAUCCUGGGACGCCAGGAUACCAUGCAUCACAAUGUGGAGAUAGCUGCCCUCGAAGUACAACAGUGGUUGUCGUGACUGCAAAAACAACGCCUACAUCUAUCCCAGGAUUUGAUAGCACAGCUAUGAGAGCGAGAGGAGAAGUGUGGAUGGUUGCCUUGCUCAUGGUUGCGUCUUUCUUUACAUUUUUCCUGUAA